UCUAAAACGUAUUGGUGUGCUUUAACGGUCCUUUUACGGUCACACUGCAACCCAGACGAAAAAAGACGCGAAAAGAUGCAGAGAAUAUAAACAACGGUGUACUAUGCGACCGUACAAAUAUUUGAGAUUACAUACUGAAAAAUGGAAGCAAUAUCGAAGAUUUCCCUGAUAUUGUGUGCCCUGUUUGUCGUGGUCAACGCCGCUGUGGCCGUCAGUGGUGAAAGUCAGCACUGUCAGGCCACUUACAGCAGUGCCGAGGCGUACCUGGCCCAAAGCCCGCAGCAACAUCGUCCACAGAUCAGGCCCCGGACAAGGACCUGGCAGGAGCACGAGUUCUCACUGCUGGGCUACAAGUUCCACCUGCCGUUCGUCGGCCAUGCCGUCGACUCGGAUCUAGAUGAUAGUGACAGUGAUGAGGGUCUGUGGCUGGAUGCGGCGGACGCCGGAUCAGAGAGCAUAGAGGUGGAGGAGCAUGAACUUCCUUCGGUCGGUCACGUCGAUACCUCGGGCAAUGUUUUUAAGCUUAGUUGCGAGCAUGUGGACCUGAGGCGAGUUAACCAGGAGUUGCUCUCCCAGCGAAGCUCGCACAUUAACUACAACCAGCUAAUGCUGUCCCAUGUGCCUGCGGACCUCAAUAAUCCCCUGAAGCUGCCGCAGCUCGAAAGUGUGAGGGAAUUCACCUGGCAGAGUAGUGACCUUAAAGACGAUUCGCUCAGGGAACUCUUCACCCGCCAGCCGCACUCCUUUGAGUAUAUGGAACGGCUGAAUCUCAUUGAGAAUCGUCUGGAGUGCCUUCAUUGGGCCAUUCCGCUGGCCGUGCGUCGCUUGAAAGUACUUAAAAUGAGCGGUAAUCGACUGAGCAAUUGCAGUCUGAUAAACCUGCAGCAUAUGAAGCAACUGCAGGAGCUGCACUUGGACAGAAGUGAACUGACUUUCUUACCGCAGCGCUUCCUGGGCGAGCUUAGCGAAUUGCGCAUGCUGAACCUCAGCCAGAAUUUGUUGACGGAGCUUCCACGGGAUAUAUUUGUGGGAGCCCUGAAGCUGGAGCGGCUAUAUAUAUCCGGAAACCAGCUGAGCGUGCUGCCAUUUAUGCUCUUCCAAACGGCAGCCGAUCUCCAAGUGCUGGACCUGAGUGACAACCGCCUUCUUUCCUUCCCGGACAACUUCUUUGCCCGCAACGGCCAGCUUCGUCAGCUGCACUUGCAGCGAAAUCAGCUAAAGUCCAUCGGCAAGCACAGUCUGUACAGUCUGCGCGAGCUGCGGCAUUUGGAUCUUAGCCAAAAUUCUCUGUCCGUCAUCGAUCGAAAGGCGUUCGAGUCUCUGGAUCACCUGCUCGCCUUGAACGUAUCCGGCAACAACCUGACCCUGCUGUCAUCCAUCAUCUUCCAGUCGCUGCAUGCCCUCAGGCAGUUGGAUCUCAGUCGGAACCAGUUCAAGCAGCUGCCCAGUGGCCUGUUUCAGAGACAGCGCUCCCUGGUGCUGCUACGCAUUGAUGAGACGCCCAUAGAGCAGUUCACCAACUGGAUAUCGCGUUAUGAUGAGUCUCUUGUGGAUCCGCAAGUGCUCCAUCGCUUGCGUUACCUUUCCCUGCAGCAGAAUCGGAAACUAACUCAUUUACCCGCCACCUUGUUCGCCAAUACUCCAAAUAUAAGGGAGCUGCUGCUGGCCGAGAACGGAUUGCUGCAGCUGCCCACACAGAUCUCAGGGCUGUCGCGAUUGCAGCGACUCAGUGUACGUGGAAAUAGCUUGGGAUCGCUGCCCGAAAAUAUCAAAGAGCUCAGACAGCUGCACUACCUAAAUAUAUUGGGCAACGAGUAUCAGUGCGACUGCAGCAUGUAUUGGCUAACUGCGUGGCUGGCUAAUACCAGCACAAGCCUGCGCCACCAACUGCCCCAUGCACAGAAUAACAGCAAUGGCAGUUCCAGCCAGACGCCACUGGACUCAUACGAGAGUAUCGACCACCAAAUAGAUGCGCUCAAGUGUCAGUAUGGUUAUCCCGGCGAUAUGCUCCGCGUGCUAAGCAAUCUCAACUGCUCGGUGCCCUCGGUGGUGCAGUUCUCCGAGCCAAAGAUGCACCUGCUUCUCUCCACCGCCAAGCUUGAGUGCCAGAUAUCAGGGAGUCCAGUGCCGGACAUCAUCUGGGUUACUCCCCGCAAUAAGAUCUUACGCCACCAUGCUGACCCUGACAAGCGACCGAUCAUCAUCGACAGCAAGGAGGAUGCACACCAGCCACCGAGCGCCCAGGAGCUAGCUGCUCUGAUGGACGAAAGUUACAUCCAGUCGUUGAACUGGACACGUCAGAAUAGCCUAGUGGAUAGACGUGUGGUGCUGGUGGAGAACGGAUCGCUGUUGGUGCACAAUAUUUCGAGAAUUGACAGUGGGCUUUACACUUGUUAUGCCUUCAAUGUGAUGGGCAAAGCCUCGGCAGGAUUACGACUGUACAUCGAUCCCAUUGUGUUCUACCGAGUUAAAAUCGGUAGCAUACUGUUUGGCACGGCACUGGCUACCGCAUUUUUACUGCUAACCCUGAUGGUGCAGGGAUUGAGGAGCUGCCUGUCUCGCUGGGAGAUCUGUAACCGCUUCUAUUGCUGUAUCAAUCGGAAGAAGAAGUCACCGCGCAAACGCCAAAUAUACGCUAUGCUCGAUAGCAUCGAGACCUAUAAGAGCCAGCAAUUGGAGAGGCUGAGAGAGAACUACACCCAGCAGGUGCACCGCAUCCGGGAGAACUGCGCCCAGCAGGUGGAGUGGAUCCAGAGCAGCUACACCAGUCAAGCCAAGCAUAUUCGCGAGUUCCGCGAUAUAGGCUCGAAUCACCUUACCACGCUGAAGGACCAAUACUACGAUCAGGUGAAGAAGGUGCGCGACUACUCCACAGGCCAGUUGAGCUGGGUGCGGGAAAACUACGUCUUCCAGAGGAACAAAAUCCGGAAGUUUAGUGCGCAUCAGGUAUUGCGCCUUCGCGAGGGAUACAAGUACCAACAGCAGACGCUGAACAAGGUGCUGGAGAACCUUCCUAGUUUCUACUUCGAGAACUGUCGUGGACGAUGUGAGGAGGACAUUGCCGAGGACAUAGACUGCUACUUCAAAGGCCAAAUGGACUUUGGUGGCUCCAAGGAGCUGCACAUACAAAAAAUCAAAGCGCGCCUAGCUGACAAUUACUCAGCCAGCAAGGCGUCGCUUUACUAUACCCCACCAGACGAUGAUUUGCUGCACAGUUCGCCACUUAAUCUGCAGACGUCGCCCAUCCACAUCAACUACAUUGAUGAGAAUCUAGACCAGCAAAAGCAGUUGGAGCACGAUUUUAAAAUGGAACCUCAGCUAUUGCUUUACAAUGCUCCCAUGCUCUAUAUGAAUCCCGAAGGCGCCAGCAGCAGUGGUCAGGCGGCGGCUUUGGCGGCAGCAGGAGCUCUAUCGCAGUUCAUAAGCGUGGAGGACAAUAAUCAAGAGCAGGAGAUGCAGCCGCUAAGGAAGAUCAGUGCUAAGCCACUUGGUGUGCCCGAACUGAAGGACUUGAACGAUGUAAAGAGCUCAAAGUCUUGCCCGGCCAUUUAUAAGGUUUCCAAACAGCGCGAUGGUAGCACUCUCCAUGAGCUGCAGAAGGAGGGCGAAGCACCCUACCAAAUGCUUCGCCUAAAUCCCGUGGAGACCACUUCGCUGGCCUCCUCCGUUGCACCUGCGAUGCAGGCGAGGACGGAAAAGCUGAACAUUAUCCUGGACGAAUGUGGCGCGGCGUCGUUGUGCAAACCGGAGCCGGAGGCCGGUGAAGGAAAUAGUGAGACUCCACCAUCCGAGUCCAGUUGUGAGUCCAACAGCAUGGCCGCUAGUUGCGGCGAUGUAUGCCAGGUCAGCAGCAAGCUGGCAAACGCCGCCUCAUUAUCAUCAACUGCAACCAAGCCUAAACAUGCCAGCACUUAGAGAUUUUUUAAAAUUUAAAAUUAGUAAUUGUACUGAAAAGUAGCGAAGAUAUAAACUGUAUAGAAGUACAUGAAUCAAACACACAUCUGCGAAUGAAAUUAAUGUUAAUGGUUACGCUAUAAUGGUAAGGCAGACAACAAUAAUUAAAUGUAGAGUUAAUUAGCAAAACACAUGAAUUCAAGUGCUGAACAUUAGGAAAUAUCAGAACAAGUCGUAUGACACAAGUUCUACCGACAGAUGAUCAAAAACCAAGCUUAAAGAAUUUAAAAAUGAGAUCAAUUCACACCUGGAAUCUAUAGCUAAGGUAUCACGUCAAUAAUACUUGAAAAGAGCCCCCAUUUGUGAUUUCAUUACUUAACGAAUGUAAAGCAUCAAAACUGUCAAGUGCAAGGCGUAUUUUAAAGUGAAACUGACAAAUUUUAAUUGAACUGUAUGAAAAUAAAAACGUAUAUAACAAAUAAA
Messenger RNA from Drosophila santomea, 4377 nucleotides. RefSeq lists its product as uncharacterized. NCBI's taxonomy places the organism in Eukaryota, Metazoa, Arthropoda, Insecta, Diptera, Drosophilidae. Gene Ontology annotation, molecular function: protein binding. The transcript has 5 exons. The record is from RefSeq and is a predicted model, not a curated record. Bases 142 to 3915 code for a protein of 1257 amino acids.